AUAUCUCUAUCUGCAAAGGGUUUUUGUAGAUAAACCCUAAAACCCUGGCUAAGAUUAUCAUUCAAUCUAUUCAGCUUCUAAAGGACUAAAAUUGAGACCGUGACCAAUCAAUCAGGUAAUUUUUCCUCUUUUAUCUUUGUUCUCUAAUUUUUGUACACCCAUUAGUUUAUGUAAACUGAAAUGGAGCCCAAGCUUUUUCUUUCUUCUACUAAAGCCUCUGCAUAUACAUCUUUACCCUUUUUCGUCUCCUACAAAUCUUCUUUUCUUGAAAAGCCUCAACUUGGAUGUAAAUCCCAUGUCUCACUUGCAACAGUAAAGGCUGAAAAGUCUGAGUUUCUUGGCAAACGUUUGGUCUUGCCUGAUAAAAUUGGUUAUUUAAGUAAUUUUAGAAAAGUCCAUGUCCCUGUUGAACCAGUAAGAGCUGCUGUGAAGAGAAGGAAAGAGCUUCCCUUUGAUAAUGUAAUUCAGAGGGACAAGAAGCUCAAAUUGGUGUUAAAAAUUAGGAAGAUUCUAGUGAGUCAGCCAGAUCGAAUUAUGUCACUGAAGCAAUUGGGUAAGUUCAGAAGAGAUUUGGGUCUCACAAAAAAACGUAGAUUUAUUGCUUUAUUGAGGAAGUUCCCAGCAGUAUUUGAAAUUGUAGAAGAAGGAGUAUUUUCGUUAAGAUUCAAAUUGGCGCCGGAAGCUGAAAGGCUCUACUUGGAGGAAUUAAAGGUUAGGAAUGAAAUGGAAGAUUUGUUGGUCACGAAAUUAAGGAAAUUGUUGAUGAUGUCCCAAGACAAGCGGAUUUUGUUGGAGAAAAUUGCUCAUUUAAGAACUGAUUUUGGGUUACCUUUUGAAUUUCGUGACACUCUUUGUCAUAGAUACCCACAAUAUUUUCAUGUUGUUGCAACUGGAAGAGGGCCUGCAUUGGAAUUAACUCAUUGGGACCCUGAUCUCGCUGUAUCUGCAGCUGAGUUAGCUGAGGAGGAAAAUCGAGUUAGGGAGUUGAAAGAAAAAAAUUUAAUUAUUGAUAGACCACUUAAGUUCAAUAGAGUUAAACUUCCAAAGGGUCUUAAUCUUUCUAAGGGUGAAAUGCGAAAGAUUUGUCAAUUUAGAGAUAUGCCUUAUAUUUCCCCUUAUUCAGAUUUUUCAGAAUUGAAAUCAGGUACACCAGCGAAGGAAAAGCAUGCUUGUGGGGUUGUGCAUGAGAUUUUGAGCUUGACUGUUGAAAAGAGAACUCUCGUGGAUCACCUCACUCAUUUUCGAGAGGAGUUUAGAUUUUCUCAGCAGCUGAGGGGGAUGCUGAUAAGGCAUCCUGAUUUGUUUUAUGUGUCCUUGAAAGGUGAUAGGGACUCAGUUUUCCUCAGGGAAGCAUAUCAUGAUUCUCAAUUGAUAGAUAAAGAUCGACUGUUGGUAAUCAAAGAGAAAUUCCGUGCACUUGUCUCUGUUCCCAGAUUCCCACAGAGAAAUGUUCCGAGUAAAGAUGAUGAUAGUGCUGAUGAGCCAGAAGAUCAAAGCUACGAGGAUGGAGAGGGAUUGUCGGAUAUUGAUGAUUAUUUGACUGAUGGGCAGUUUGAUGAUGAUGACAAAGAUGAAGAAGAUGAUGAGAAUGGGGAUGAUUGGAGCGAUGAAGAUGAUGAUCAACCCCCAGAUUUCAGUGAAGAUGAUGGAGCUUUGAAGAUUGGAGUGAGCAAAUCAGUUAAACAGGUAGACCGCACAAUGAAGAAUGAAGAGAAGGUGCUAGUCCUUCCAGAUGGUAGGCCAAGAGAGCGCUGGUAAAAGGAUGCAAAUUUCUUCAUGCAGUGUAGGUCUUAAUCUUAGAGGCAUUGGCCCAAAUUUCAUCAUUUGCUUCAAAAUGCAUAGCCUGAAAUUUAUUCUACUAGUUAUAGGAUCCGGCCAUCAGGGGGUAACAUCUUGCCAAUGGGAAAGGAUAAACCUUGUAUCAUGUUUCUGAUUUAUAACGGUUGAUGCCUUUCGAUAAGAUAAUGACGUAUCAAAAUUUUUGUGUAUUUUCAGAGCUCUAUGGCUGAAUAUUUCGUGUGAGAUGUUUCUAUUGAA
Molecule: messenger RNA, 2037 nt
Organism: Mangifera indica (mango)
Lineage: Eukaryota; Viridiplantae; Streptophyta; Magnoliopsida; Sapindales; Anacardiaceae
Product: protein WHAT'S THIS FACTOR 1 homolog, chloroplastic-like
Exons: 1
Coding region: 181-1758 (525 amino acids)
Molecular function (GO): RNA binding
Source: RefSeq, a predicted model, not a curated record